CUCCGUGACGUAUCAAUGCGCCUGAGGAGAGAGCAGAGACGUAGGCACGCGCGCUGCGGGAGCCCGGCAUGAGGAUUUUAUGGAGAUUAUAUGGCUACUCUGCUAGACUACUGAAAACUAAACUUUUUAGAACAGCUGCAUCAAACACAUCAUUUCCAGAAGUUUGGUUACUGCUGGUACAGUAUUUUGAAAGAGUACCUGGAUUUUUUUGGGUAGUUCAGAGAAACAGUUUCUUUACAAUGCCUGAAAUUCUAGAAAAUAAAGCUGAUAUUGAACUGUAUACACCUCAUCCUGAAGUACGUGGAAUGACAACUCUUGACAGAGCAGCUUUCAAAAGGACAAUUAUUGUUCCAGUUCUAAAAGUGAAAAAAGAAGUAAUAAACAAAUUGUUAAAAUCCCUCAAACAUACAACACUGCAGCGCCCAGGUCUGAAGCGAGUGAUUGAUGAUCCAAAAGAUGAAGACCGUAGACUUGUUUUGUUGGAUCCUCAUAAAAUAUCAGCAGAAUAUUCACUGGGAGAAUCUGAACAAGAAAUAUUAAAGCAGUUUAGUAUUGACCCUCAGGUGUCCAAGUAUAACUUAGAACUGACUUAUGACCAUUUCAAGACUGAGGAAAUCUUACGAGCGGUGCUUCCUGAAGGUCAAGAUGUCACCUCUGGAUUUACUAGGAUUGGCCAUAUAGCUCACUUGAAUCUUAGAGAUCAUCAGCUACCCUACAAACAUCUGAUUGGUCAGGUUAUAAUUGACAAGAAUCCAGGAAUCACCUGUUCAGUAAACAAAAUCAAUAUUAUUGACAACACUUACCGAAAUUUUCAAAUGGAAGUGCUAGCAGGAGAGGCCAAUAUGAUAACAAAGACUAGAGAAAACUACAUCACCUAUGAAUUUGACUUUUCUAAAGUCUAUUGGAAUUCCCGUCUAAGCACAGAACAUGGCCGUAUCAUUGAACUUUUAAAGCCAGGUGAUGUUCUAUUUGAUGUCUUUGCUGGGGUUGGGCCUUUUGCCAUUCCAGCUGCAAAGAAAAAGUGCAGCGUAUUUGCAAAUGAUCUCAACCCUGAAUCCUACAAAUGGCUUCUACACAACUGUAAAUUAAAUAAAGUGGACAAAAAAAUAAAAAAAUUCAAUAUGGAUGGUCGGGAUUUUCUUCUGGGGCCAGUUAAAGAAGAGCUAACCAAGGAACUGUCACUUCUGACAAAAGAAAGGAAAAACACUCUGCACAUAGUCAUGAAUUUGCCAGCUUUGGCUAUCGAAUUUCUAGAUGUUUUCAAACAUUUCUUAGAUGGAAAGCCAUGCAGCACUGACCUCCUUCCCACAGUACACUGUUACAGCUUCUCAAAACAUGAUAAUCCGGCCAAAGAUGUUCAAGAACGGGCUGAAGCUUUUCUGGAAACGUCUUUAGAGGGACGCUGUUCUACUCAUCUAGUGAGAAAUGUUGCACCAAAUAAGGAAAUGAUGUGCAUCAGUUUCCGGAUCCCAGCUGAAGUGUUGUUCAAGAAGCAGUGUACUCAGGAAGGUAAAUUAAAGUCCAAUGCUGGAAACUUUAGGGUUUUUCAACUGUAUACUUUGUCUCAAAUUAUACUUGAGAAAAAAAAUACAUUUGAUGGAUUUAAAACUAGAAUUCUCUCUGCUAUGGGGCUGAUUCUAGUCUCAUUUAGUGGUGUAAUUCCAAUUUGUUAGUCCUAAUUUAGAUCCCCUCCUGCACUAAGGAACACACAGGCAGAUCCUUGUGAAGUCACUUGUACAAUCAGAGCCUCUAAAUUGGCAGGAUCAGGUUCUAUAAAUUUUAAUUGGAAAACUAGGAGUUUCUAUGUGAACUUCAAUUGAGUUCAGUAGAGUCAGGUUUUAGUCCCAGUAAGGUUAAUGGCGUUGACUCAUCACCUGCUUACCUUCCACCCUCCCUGCCGAUUGUUUUACGCCCUCCUCCUCUGACAGCUUUAACACUGGACUCUUUGCCCUGUUCAUUGAAGUGCCACAAGUCGUGUGUGUGUGUGUGUGUGUGUGUGUGUGU
This is a messenger RNA of Gopherus evgoodei (Goodes thornscrub tortoise), 2004 nucleotides long. It is a transcript of the gene TRMT5, whose product is annotated as tRNA methyltransferase 5. Gene Ontology annotation, cellular component: mitochondrial matrix; cytoplasm. The record is from RefSeq and is a predicted model, not a curated record. NCBI's taxonomy places the organism in Eukaryota, Metazoa, Chordata, Testudines, Testudinidae. Gene Ontology annotation, biological process: tRNA N1-guanine methylation; mitochondrial tRNA methylation.